Molecule: messenger RNA, 645 nt
Organism: Penicillium cataractarum
Lineage: Eukaryota; Fungi; Ascomycota; Eurotiomycetes; Eurotiales; Aspergillaceae
Product: LITAF-like zinc ribbon domain-containing protein
Exons: 3
Coding region: 1-645 (214 amino acids)
Molecular function (GO): zinc ion binding
Source: RefSeq, a predicted model, not a curated record
AUGGAACACAACAAGGACUCAACCGCGGUCAGCCCGGUAGCUGAUGCUCCCGAAACAGCUCACGCUGUGAGCUCUGCGAACAACACCACUAUCACCACUUUGCCAGCAGGUGAAUCAGUACGGGAGAUCACCAGUGAAGCUCAGCCUCCAAGCUACGAAGAGCAUCAUAAAGAAGUCACGCCAGCACCAGGAGUCACGUCCGCCGCUACAACCUCUCCUCCGCUUGAAAAAACCGCAUGGCAAUCUGCCACACAGACCCCAGCUCCCCAGCCCGGACAAGGCCUUAUUGCCCAGAGAACAGUCGACCUGAACCAACUGGGUGAAGAGCCACGCCUGGUCAACUGCCCCUUCUGCCACCACCAGGCCAUGACAAGAGUUCAGAAAGAAAGCACUAGUGCCACAGGAAUGGCAGCAGUUGGCUGUUGUCUGUUCGGCGGUAUUAUCUGUGCCUUCCUCCCCUACUGCAUGGAAAUGUGCCAUGACAGCCACCACUUCUGCUCAAACUGUAACCAAAAAGUAGCCAUUCGGCCACACGAUGGCCAAGUGCAGGUGUUCUUGCCCCAGAACCCAGUGGUUACAGCGCCGGGACAAAUCCAGCCCCCGCAACCAGUCGCCAUGACUCACGAGAACAUGGUCAAGAACUAA